AUAUAAAUAGUGAUGAUCCAAAUAAUCCUUGGAAAUUAGCUCCUAGUUAUAAUCAAAUAAUUGAUAAUGAUGGAAAUAUAAACUCCAAUCCAUCUAUGAUUCAAACACCUGAUAAAAAUACAAAUAUGUUUAUAGAUAUUAGAACUUCUCUUUUUGCUAUGUAUUUAUUUUUAGCAGGUGAUUCAAGUGCAUUAUCCAAUUGGGAAUAUACAGACAAUCCAUCAAUUGCAAUAUUGAUUAUUUUGUUUUCUCUCUUAGUUGUUAUAUAUCUUAUGAACUUAUUAAUUGGAUUACUCAAUAUGGAAAUUGGAGAAGAUAAUAAUAGAGUCUCAUAUUUGAUACAGAAGGCAGAAAUUUUGGCUGAGAUUGAGUUAUUUUACCUAUUACCACAUCAGAGACGUUGGCAAACAUGGUUUCCUGAAGUAAUACAUUAUUAUGCUGAUGUUGAUAAGACUCGAAUAGAAAUUGAAAGAUUGAUUAAAGAGGAUAAAUGGGAUACUAAGGAAUUGAAAUUAGAUAAGUUGGAAGAGAAAUUAGAUAAGUUAGAAAAAUUAGAUAAGAUUGAGAAAUUAUUGGAAGAAAUGCAUGCUAAAUAAUUUUUUAUAUUAUUUUCGUUAGUUUUAUAAUAUGAUCAC
This is a messenger RNA of Rhizophagus irregularis DAOM 181602=DAOM 197198, 635 nucleotides long. Lineage: Eukaryota; Fungi; Glomeromycota; Glomeromycetes; Glomerales; Glomeraceae. The record is from RefSeq and is a predicted model, not a curated record.